This is a messenger RNA of Prorocentrum cordatum, 1900 nucleotides long. Lineage: Eukaryota; Dinophyceae; Prorocentrales; Prorocentraceae. The record is from the annotation of a GenBank genome assembly.
UUCGAUGGCCCCUAUCGUUGUCGACGGCCUCGCCGAGGCCUACCUGCGGGACCUGGAGCUGGAGGCUUCCACGGACGUCGCUUGCAUGAAUGUCUCGCCCGCCAAGAUGACCGAGAGCUUCGCGGAGGACGAGGUCGUGGAGUUCUUCGACCUGGCGGGUGGCUUCGCUCAGCCCGAGCUGCGCGAGCUCGCCGACCUCGCCCCGCCGACCGAGGACUGGAACGUCGGCAUCUUGCUGAGGUGGAGCUCCCGCUGGUCGCCUCAAGCGGCCCAAGCGGGAGGCUUGGCCGCGCCCGCCCGCCAGUGGCGGGCGGCAGGGGGCGGCCGCGGGUCGAUGCGGGCUCCGGGGGGCGCCGCCCCCGAGAGAGCCGCGACGCCGCGCCGGGUGGCCGUCUCCAAGGGCGACCGCCAGGCCGCCCUCGGCAGUUUCCAGAACGAGCUGCUGUGCGCGCCGAGGGGCUGGCCCAGGAUGGCCGCGCAGCUGCUGGGUCCGCGGCCAGGGGCGCCAGCUCUGAGCAGAGCGACGGAGGAGGCCUUGACCGCGGCGCGCGGGCUGCCGCGCAGGCCCGAGGGGCCGCGGCCGCGCGGGCAGGUCUCGCGGGCCGCCCCAGAACGGAAGACCGACCUCGACCUUUGUGCGCUCGUCGAGGCAGGCGGCCGCGACGCGGGCCGAGCCAUCCCGCUGGCGAUGGCGCUGGCGCUGGAGAGUGUAGGCAGCCCCAGGAAGGCAAAGGGCGACGAGAGACCCCCGGGCGACCUACUCUACGGCGAUGCCGCCUCGGGCGCCCGCGAAGCAGAUCCCGCGGCGAAGAGUAACGGGGCGAAUGGGGCCGUGGACUUCCUGGCGCUCGACGAGGCCAUCGAGCGCAAGCCCCCGAAGUGGUCGGUCCACGUCGACGCCCAGGCCUUCGCCGAGCUCGGCUGCGAUGCCGCGGGGUCGUCGUGGAGUAUGACGCUCUGCGGCAGGCAGAGGGCGGGGUUCGGGCGCCUCGAGGACCGCGAGCGGUUCUGGGAGAUCCCGGCGUCCCUGCUCGCGCUCCGCAGGGCAGAGAGAGGCCUGGCGCGCCCCGCCGAGUUCGCUGCCUCGGUUGCCAGCGCGCGUGAGAUCGAGGCGCUUGAGAACGCCUUCAGGAAGGGGGGCGACGAAGGCGGGAGGGACAACGAGGACCGCGUCUGGGACGAGAAACUCAAGAGAGCUGCUCAUUCCGCGCGGGCUUCCCUGCGAUUUGCUCGCGAGUGGAGCUGCGCCGCAAAGACGCGCGCGGUGGCUUCGAGAGAGAUGGCGCGGCGCUGGGUCAACGUGGCCGUCGCCUGCCUCUCCUGGCGCUCGCUCGGGCUUCCCGCUGGCGGGGCCGCCGCGUCCUGCCUCGAGGCAUCUUGGAGCGAGAGGCAAAGGCAGCUGGUGCGCGGGCUCGAUGGCAAACUGUCUGGUUGCUGCCGCGUCGAAGAGCCAGUGGCACUCAUGACUGGCGGCGUCGCUGGCAUCCAUGGGGCCGCGACAAGGCUGGGUGGCCUUCGGAGCCGCGGUGGCCUUCCAUUCCAGUCCGUGCUGGGCUCCAGGGUAGAGAAGGAGGGCGAUCGCAGGUUGGGGGCCGUCGUCGACGGGCGGCGGCGCAACGCCCUGGAGAUGACCCUGGGAGAGGUGCUCUGGGAGUGCGCCUGCGACGCCGACAUCUUCAGCAGCAGGUGCGGCUACCUCGAGCGGCUGGCAACCCUGUCGCGUGCCGCGCAGUUUGCGGGGCUGCUCCUCUCGCGGGGCGGGUUCCUGUCCAUGUCCACCGAUGACGCCGAGGACUUCUUCUCUUUCUUGCGGUGGCCCGACGCCCGCGUUCUCGAGACCGCCAUCGGCUUCGGGCUGGGGGCGAAUGAGCUGCUGGAGCAGGGGGCCGCCGCCAGCGUA